Messenger RNA from Bipolaris victoriae FI3, 1038 nucleotides. RefSeq lists its product as hypothetical. The transcript is spliced from 2 exons. The coding region runs from base 1 to 1038 and encodes 345 amino acids. NCBI's taxonomy places the organism in Eukaryota, Fungi, Ascomycota, Dothideomycetes, Pleosporales, Pleosporaceae. The record is from RefSeq and is a predicted model, not a curated record.
AUGAGUUUCAAUCUAGACAUGCUUUUCUUUGAACCCGCUGACUCGUGCCUGGACAACUUGACGGCCUACCCAUACAGGCAUGAAGUCUCUGAAGCCAAACAUGGAGAAUCAUUGCGGGCGGCGGACAUGAACGACGAGGAGCUGGAAGAAGGAGCGAGCGAACAGAGGCGUCUUCGAUCCACCAUUGCACAUCUCAGUAAACAGUAUGAUUAUUGGAAGGCACAAGCUGAAGAGCAUGGCAAGACCAUUGCAGAACUGGAUCAGCGGACAUCCAGAGAUAGAGGUUACUCGAAGCUCCCUCGCGACAUCCAGGGCGGCAUUAAUCGCCUGGAAAGCGAAACGGUACGCCUGCGUGCAGAGAACGCUCAACCGAAGGAGACGCACAAGAUGACUGAGCGCGAGAAUGUCCUCCUUGGCACUCAAAACGAGAGCAAGGCUAACAAACUCAAAGGUGCAAACACAAAGGUGAAGAAUGCUAAGCAAGCUGCCAGUAAAGAGGAGGAAAAAGCGAAAGAAGCGAUGGAAGCCAAGCAACGCCAUCUCGCAUCUCAACGCAAAAUGAAGAAGGAACGCGAUGAUACUCUGGCUGCGAUGCAGGAACAAAGGAAACUGAAUGAAGUUCUUCGCGCAGAGCUUGAAACAGAGCAGUCUGGCGUUCCGCACAUGCGUGAUGCUGCUAUCGAUCCGGAUAAUACUGUUGUUGUGGUCCCGAUUGAAUGUGAGGUUCGACGUGUCGACGUUCAGCGCAUCAUGGUGGAGUUGAACCAGCGCCAGAUAGACUGGACUGUAGAUAUCGAAAUGGCGUGGGCUUGGAAAGAAGAGUGGUUAGGUUUUUCUUGUGGGUUCUCACAGAAGAAGAGGAAUGUGAAGGUGGUGUACGAGAAUAUGCUCAAUGGACUGAAUGGCUAUAUCGAGAGAGAGGUGGGGAAUGACGGUCAGCACUCCAGGCGUGCUUUGGAGGCUCCCUGUCGUUAUACGAAAGCAUUCCAUGAUGAAGAGGUGUAUGUAUCUACAGGGGCAUUGGGAAGCGCCGAGUAG